UCAUUCUGACCAUUAGUCGUCAUUCGUUUGUUGCCCGACUGCGACGCCCCGCGCGGAAUGAUGUGUAUAAUAAACUAAACAUCGCAUAAUCUUACCCAAUAUCGCCAUUGGGCGAUAACUUAUCAUGUGCUAUGACGCGACGAUAUAUUUAAAGUUUUCACAAGAUAAGCGGCCGUGUAGUGAUUAAAAUUUUACUGUGUAUAGUUGGAGAAUGUGCUCGCAUUGACGUUUUCGUUCGAAGAAAAGUUAUUACCGUUACGUAGUGCUCUUUUACUAUGUCGCUAUUUAAAAAGAAGGCGCCUAAAUACACCCCGCCUCCAGUUCCGCCGACGCCGACAGAGGAAACCCAUCAGCAGUCAAAUGGCCUAGAUAACAAUAAUGGAACGCAGAAGUCACAGUUGGUGUUUCACUGUCAGCAAGCGCAUGGCAGCCCGCUCGGACUCAUUUCAGGCUUUUCGAAUGUUAAGGAACUUUAUCAAAAGAUAGCAGAAUGUUACGAUUUUCCACCCGAAGACAUUCUCUUCUGCACACUCAACACACACAAAGUGGAUAUGAAAAAACUUUUGGGAGGACAAAUAGGCUUGGAAGACUUUAUUUUCGCCCACAGGAAAGGGCGGCCAAAAGAAAUAGAGAUCGUUAAAACAGAAGAUGCUUUAGGCUUAACUAUAACAGAUAAUGGAGCUGGAUACGCAUUUAUUAAAAGAAUCAAGGAAGGUUCCAUUGUUUCCAGAAUACCACAUAUAGAGGUUGGAGAUCACAUUGAGAAAUUGGACGGAGAAAAUAUGGUCGGCAAGAGGCAUUACGAAGUCGCUAAGAUAUUAAAAGAUAUUCCAAAAGGAACCACAUUCAUAAUGCGAUUAGUAGAGCCUCUAAAAAGCGGUUUCGGAAGUAUUGGACCGAAAACUAGCAGUACCAAAGCGGGAAGAAAAAAUUACGGAUCAGGAAAAGAAACAUUAAGAUUUAAAGCUAAUGGACAAGCGACUAUUGAAAACGAGCACGAUGAAAAAUCUAAAGCUGGUAUCGAGAAAAUCAAUGGUCUUCUAGAAUUGUUUAUGGGUGUCAGCGAUACUGAGCUUGCUACACAAAUGUGGGACUUAGCUGAUGGAAAAAACAACUCCAUGGAACUUGCCGAAGCAAUCGACAACAGCGAUCUGCAGGAGUUCGGCUUCACAGACGAAUUCAUUAUCGAACUGUGGGGGGUCAUUACUGAUGCUAGAUCUGGGAGACUCAGUUAGAGUUAUUAACUUCAUUGAAACCUAAAUAAAUAUAGGAGUAUACUUUUAACUUUUCAUGGUACGAGCGCUAAAUAUGACCUAUUCCAAUGACUCCAUUGCGGAUAUAAUGUGUACCUACUACCAAAUUUUUUGUUGGUGAUUUUUCAGAUGACGUUUUGUACUGUUACAGGAUCGAUUGCUUAGUAUUUUGAUAUUAAUCGUAUAUACACUUGUUUGUUUCCGGCGUAAGUAAUAGUUAAUUACGUUACAUAUAAUAUUAUAAUCGUUUCCAAGAAGAAGUAACUUAGAAUUUGUCAUCAAUAACGUGUCAUUUGUUUUUAAAUUAUCCUUUUAUUUAUUUCAUAAAUUGCAUCACUAAACUUAAAUUACUGUGUAUAUUAUUUUGGGUGCUGCCUUUUAUUAUAUUAUUAUACAAUUAGGACUCGUUCUAGGUUAAUAAAACCAAAUAAUAGCUUCUUUUUCAUACGUAUGCAUCUUUUUCAAGUUAUGUUUAGACCGGUAAAACAUCAAGAUUAAGGUUAUAAUAUUUUCUAUAAAAAUACAUUGCAUUCGUUUUUUGUUGGAAGUGAUUAUUACUAUUGUAUUCUGUAUUACCUAUUAUAAUCAAUUCUAGUAAUUCAAAAUUAAUUACUUACGUAAGUUCGUUAAUUACACAUUAUUAUAUUACAUUAGGUAUGAAAUGAUGAAUACAAAGAUCAAAUGAUCCUUUUUUAUUAACCGAUUGGAACGUGUAUAAUAAUAUUGUAAACCUAGUUCUAUGUAAUAACCUUUACAUCGUAUCAUACCGGUCGUAGCAAAACGAUUAUAAUAUAUGUAUUAUUAUAUAAAUUAUACGCUAUCUAACUGCUAAACAAUGGUUCCACCAUGCUUUUACAUGCUAGUUAUUUGUUACUCGUUAGUCGUUACCUAUGGACAUUAUGGAACAUAAAAACAUCGCAAACCGAAAUAUCGAAGGUCAUAGACACAGUACCUAUAUUUUAAUAUUAUGACUUAAUAUUAUUUCUAUGUUUACUAUGGAAUGUAAAGAAUGGCAAGAAAUGUAUACUUUCUUGUAUGUAUAUUACAUUUUGCGGAUCGUGGAUAAAUAUAAUAUUGACUUUUCUAUGUAUUUAAACUGUAUUCAUAAAGUUUUAGUCAAAAUAUUUAGUACAACAACUGGAAUGUGAUAUAUGUUAGUAACAUUGGAUAAUAAGGUUGAUAUUAGAAAUUCGAUAAUUUAAAUUCUGGUUAUCCUAUUCCGUCUUCGGGGCAUAACCGUUUUUUUUGCAAUUACGGUCGUUCUAAUGGAAGGACGGCUUCGAUAGCCCAUAGGUAAAAGAGUAAACAUUUUUCCUAUUUACUUAUAGGGCUAACAAAGUUGUCCUUUGCUUAGAAUGUCUAUAUUGCAAAGACGGAUUCUGCUCCGUAGACGGAAUAGAGUCCCCAGACCUUCUUCGUGGUAAUCAUUGUUGUUAUUGUUAUAAUGUUUAUCAAACAAGAGCACCUUAGUUUAUUUUUUCGAUGUCUACUUAAAUUAUCUGCCACGGUGUAAAAACGUCAUAUAAUAUUAAAUUGUCUAGUAUGUAUAUUUAGGUACGUAGAUAGCGAUUUUUUAUCAUUAUUCAACUUAUAAUUUUUAUAUCAUUAGAUCGUGGUAGAUGUUUUUAUGACUUGAUUACGAGGAAAGGAUAACAUUAUAGUAUGAAAUUUUAUACUGAAUUAUAUUUAUAUUGCAAUAAUGACGUGCUACCUAUAUUGAGCAAAAUUAGUACCUAAGUACAAAAUAUACCUUAAAGUAUUGUUUUCUUUACACGUGUUUAUCUGAAAUUAUGUAAAGACUACUUACAUUUUAUGUAAGCAGGUACUUUGUACCUAGCGAUGUUAACAUAUUCACGUACCUUUUCAGUGUCAAGUGCUAAUUGCAGUAAAGCAAGUUUAAAAAUAAAAAAAAAAUAUUAAGUGCGAAAAUAAUUUAAGUAAUUGUUUAUGAGUUUAAAAAUUCCAGAAUGAUUUUUUUAAUUGUUAACUCAUCAUUUUAAACAGAUUUAAACGCCUAUAAAAUAGAAUUUUAAUUUGAUAUAACUACUUAUUUAAUAUUUUGUUAGAAUAUUUAAAAUAUGUAUUAAAUAUUUCAUUAAAUUAUGUAUGUAUCGUGAUCUUCAAGUACUAGAUUUUAGUUAUCUAGCGCUUAUAUUUAUCAGUCCUGUGACUGUCCGGAUACGUGAUGUGCGUAAAUACGUGGAAAAUUCGAUACAUUUAAAAUAAAAAAAAUAUCAUAUGCUAUGUCGGUACCUUACCAAAUUCCUAACCUAUUCCUAUGACCUUACCUUCAAGUUUCUAUCUACCAAAGUUAAUUUUAUAGUAAGUUUAUUUUGCAAAAUCCUUUUAACCCCAUUUACCUAUAUUGUCCUUUCGAUUUGAAAAUUUUCCAAAUCUAUAAAUAUUGUUUUAAUACCUACCAUAAUAUUAUAAGUAAUUUAAUUUGUGUAACGAAAAAUGUGGACCAAGGAUAAAGGAACUCCUCAAGCCUAAUAUCGCAGAAUAGACACAUUACUACGUAUGAUAAUAGUAACUUUAUCGAGUUUGUGCCUUAUUUCAUGUGUCUGUGGAUAUAACCUUUUAAAUAAUUAUUAAAUAAGCCAAUCUUAAAGAACUAUAAAACAAAUAAUAAAGAAACUCUUAUGAAUUAAAUGCGUA
Messenger RNA from Manduca sexta (tobacco hornworm), 3911 nucleotides. It is a transcript of the gene kermit, whose product is annotated as PDZ domain-containing protein GIPC3. Gene Ontology annotation, molecular function: protein binding. The transcript is spliced from 4 exons. NCBI's taxonomy places the organism in Eukaryota, Metazoa, Arthropoda, Insecta, Lepidoptera, Sphingidae. The record is from RefSeq and is a predicted model, not a curated record. The coding region runs from base 276 to 1235 and encodes 319 amino acids.